AUGUUCAAACGAGUGGCGAAAGCGACCAGCAAGAAGGCUGACGUCGACGACCUCAAGUCGGCCACCGGCGAUGACACGGCUAUCGGCAUCGACAAGCUAGUGGAUGAAUCCUCCAGCUCGGAAGGCGAAGACUCGGAAGGAGACGAUGAUGAGGACACGAGCGACGAAGAAGACGAGGAUGAGGAAGGAGAUGAGAGCGAUGAAGACGAGGCUGAAAAGGCAGAGGGCGCCAAGACUGGCUCAAAGCGCAAGCGCGGCAAGGACGCAAAGGAAGACGAGGAAGAGGAUGCCGCCGCUCAGGUGUCAAUAGACGACGCCAUUCAAGAUCCCAUUUACGUCCCGACAGAAGGCGAGAAGAAGCACGGCAUCUUUGCUUCUCGAUGCAUCGUAUGCGAAGCUGCAGUACUCAAAGACGCACACCUCGUCACGGCGCAUCUCGAGGGCAAAGCUCACAAGCGCCGAAUGGAGCGCUUCCAACGCUACGUCCAAGAUCAGCUUUCCGAAACACAACGCAAGGCCAUCGAUGCAAGGGACGCCGUUGACCAGAUGGACGCUUGGAGGGCCGAACAGGACGAGCUCGAAAAGGAAAAGCAGGCGCAAGCACCGCCGAGCAAGAGGGCGCUGGCAAAGAAGCAGAAGGCUGCCGAGUUUCGCCAGAAGAAGAAGGAGCAAGCUUUGAAGCGAAAAGCGCAACAAGCGGCCAAAGGCGACAAGGAUGCCGACAAGGAGGAAGCCGCAACAGAGCAAAAGACCAGCCCGAGCAAGAAGGACAGUCCAAAAAAGAAGGACGGCUCAAAGGAGAAGGACGGCUCAAAAGCAACAUCCAGCCCAGAGAAGAAGACGGUCAAGGCGAAGAGUCCUAACAAGAAGGCUAAGAAGGACGCUUGA
Molecule: messenger RNA, 888 nt
Organism: Kalmanozyma brasiliensis GHG001
Lineage: Eukaryota; Fungi; Basidiomycota; Ustilaginomycetes; Ustilaginales
Exons: 1
Coding region: 1-888 (295 amino acids)
Source: RefSeq, a predicted model, not a curated record